AUGAAGGCCAAGAACUAUUACGUUUUCAUAUGCUGUGGUGCGGGGCUGGCUGAUGGGAGCCGGCCAGUGAAGGAGCACAAGCUUGCGUUUGCUAGGACUGAAGGACUGUUGAGCAAGCAGGACUCGGAGUCCCUGGACGGUUGCAUUCAGAGUACGUUAUCAGCACUCUACCCUCCGUUUGAGGCUACCGCAGCCACUGUUCUGUGCCAAGUUUUUGAUGUGGUGGAGAAGACGUACCGUGGGGAUGGACUGCGCUACCUCAUAGACUUCCUGAUUCCAGCCAAGCACAUCCUGCAGUGCAUUCAGCAGGAUGCCUGUGUUCAGUACUGUGGCUUGCUGUUUCGCCAUGAGGGCUGGCCCCUAUGUAUUCAUGAGAAGAUUGUAGUCCAGCUGGCUUCCAUUGACUGGCGAAUCUUGAAGCCUGGUGACUUCUACCUGCAGGUGGUCCCCUAUCUGAAGAAGUCUCCACGAAUUGUAUUGAAAUGUUUGGCAAAAGACAAGCACAAUGUAGAGGAAGUUGUGAUUCCAGAAGUUUCUUAUACCUCUAUUUUUACUCUGGAAUGGUUGAGUACUUUCAAUGGAGAGCGAAUGGGUAUAGCACUGGAAAAUUGUUUACUAACCACUGAUGAUGAAAUAUUUCGCAUCCCCUGGGAUAAAGUGGUUAAUCCUGAAUUUAUAAAUAAACCAAAAAUAAUUGAAAACAAUAUAAUCUCUCCAGAAAUAGCAGAGGAACGUUCAAUUUUGUGCCUCCCCAUGGACCAUGCUGAGUGCAGUUCACCAGACCUAGGAUCUCAGUAUCUACAGGAACAAAGUCCAAAUCGAAACAACCUGGUCACUAGCAGCACAGCUCCGCAGUUAAGUGAAGCUCUUGUCAAUGGUGUCUGUACAAGUCCUGUGCCUCAAGAAAACUUGAAAAGUGACCUUGAAGGGGAGUAUGUUGAGCUGACCGAAGUUUCAUUGCCCAGGUUUGGGCCACAAAGAGGCUCUUUAACCCAAUCACUAGCUUUAAAUUAUCUAACUCAGCCCAGAACACGAGCGAAUGCGUCUAAAGGCAAGCACAGGUUUAUUGUCAUUCAAGACAGUACCUACUCCAAGAAUUUAAUUCAGUCAGCACUUAUGCAGAAGGAGCACUGUCAAAUGGACACUCUGAGGACUUCUACGGAAGUUCUCAAAAAUAGGCAGCUAUGGAUCUCUGAAGUGGUGUGUCUACCAGGUACCAGAGAUAAAUCAGGACGUGCAGUAGCCAUAAUAACAACAAGGAACACAGCCUGGUUAAACCCACAUUGCAAUACAACUGAGCUUGUACGCCUUCUUCUGUACUUGCAUAGCAUCCCAAGACCAGAAUGUCAGGCUUUGGGUCUAACUGUUCUUGUGGAUGCUCGUCGCUGUUCACCGGUUCCUGCUCUCUUCAAGGCGUUCAGCAUAUUGCAGGACAUAGAUCCUCAUUGUAUUCAUGGAGUACUGCUUCUGGUUGAAAGGGAUCUGACGUUUCGGAUGGAGAAGCCACCAGCAGGGCAGUUUGAACUUCUCACCUCCAUGAAAUCCCUCCAUAAGCACAUAGACAGCUCACAGCUGCCUCUAGAACUGGAUGGGACCUUCCCUUACUGCCACCGGGACUGGUUAAGCUUCCGCAUGAAGCUGGAACAUUUGCUACAAGGAUGCCAAGGUGCUUGUGCCUUCCUCCAGGGAGCUAUUCAUAAAGUGGAACAUGGAAAAUUACCAGAAAGAGCUGAGGAGGCAGCUGUGCUGCUGAGGAAUUAUAGGCAGUUGAUGAAGAACGUUCUUGAAGACGCACGGCUGGUCAGGCUGCAGCUGGAGGGUGGAGCGCUCCUGGCCAGACUGAGGAAGGAGGAGUCUUGUGUCACCCUCACCCAUGACUACAGAGACGCACUUGAUGCUGCCAGCGUGCUUUAUAAUCGAGUUGAUGAGGGUGUUCACCGACUGGUGAUGCUGUCAAACAAACGCAUCCAGGAGCUGGAGCUGGUGAUGGAGUUUGAGAAAGUGGAAGAGUGUUUUAAGGAGGUCAGCAGUUGGAUCGAGAAUGUUGGCAGAAAACGGCUAAAGGAAACGAUCAACCUGGAUGAUUCUUUGGAGAUGCUGCUUCAAGCACAAAAACAGUUCAGGGAGUUUGAUCUUGUUGCCAGUGAAUAUUGCAAAAGAGGGCAGGAAGCACUAAAGAAGAUGGAUCGAUGGGAAGACUUUUCCUCUGUGGAUGUACAUUCUUACAGGGUAAAGCUGCAGACCUACAAAGAUCAACUGGAGGAGUUCUGCACUGAACUGGAUGAAAACAGGCACCGAAUCUGUGAGACGGUCAGGCUGUAUGAAUUCUUUGACAAGGCAUACGAGUGGGCCUUGGAAGGGAUGCGACACCUUGCCUGCAUCAGCAUGGAGGACUGCAGCUCUGCCGAACACUGUGCAGGUGUGAUCAAGUGCCUGGAGAGUUACAAGGGGCAGCACCCAGACAUCAGCGAUGCCCGGUUCCAGGAGAUGAAGGAGCUGGCCUGUGAGCUGAAGAGUGACAAGGGACUCAAGCAGUGGAAAUUUGCAUGGUCCAAAUGCCAGGAGACCAAGCUGGUUUUUGAAAAGAAACUCGAAGCAGCCUUGAGAACAAGGAAGUCUCUGCUGUCAGACCACAAACCAGCUGCAAGGGAGCAGCCCCGGGCUGACAGUGAGGCUGGCAGUCUGUCCCACCGGAGGCACUCUGAGGGGGCCACCUCCGGGUCCCACUGGGACAGGACUUACAGCGUGUCCCACUGCUACAACAGGCCCAACUGCUCUCUGGGUUGGUCUAAGGAGAAAGCUCCCUCGUCCUCCCUGAGCUGCCCUGGUGAUGUUAGUGCUGGGGAAGAAUUUGCCUGCCAAACUGCUCUCAGCCCUGGUCCUCACUUGAGCAGAGUUUCUUUUGCCAGCGGGGCCUCCAAGUCUCCAAAGCUGCCUGAAGAAAAGUCAAACCUGGAGAGCAUAUUGGAAACCCUGGAGGUGAAGCCAUCCUGCACAUCCACUCCAGCCUCUGGGAAGCUGCCUCCCAGGAGGAUGCUCCGGAAGGCCCAAAGCUUUGACCUUCCGUGUGGUGAGAGCCUGUGGUCAGGCUGCCAGAGGACGCUGAGCGAGCCGGCCAGAUACGGCAACACCGGCGUCUUUAUUAAGGGGCUGGAGGUGAGCAGCACUGAGCUGGUGGACAGGACUUUCGCACUGCGGCAGCAAGCCACUCACAGCUGGGCUGCAGACUGCCUGCUGGAGGGACAGAGGGGCUGCCUCUCCGUGUUGGAAGCCAAGAGCUGGGGCAGCAAGCUGCGGCACAUCAUUGAUGAGAUGGUAACCACGGAACGGGAAUACGUGAGGUCGCUUUGCUACAUCAUCGAUAGCUACUUCCCUGAGAUGGAGCGCCUCGACCUCCCCCAGGACCUGCGUGGGAAACGCAGCGUCAUUUUUGGGAACCUGGAGAAACUCUAUGAUUUCCACAGCCAGUACUUCCUGCGAGAGCUCGAGAGCUGCUGCAACCACCCGCUGCGGGUCAGCCACUGCUUCCUCCGACAUAAAGACCAAUUUGGGAUGUACGCAUUGUAUAGCAAGAACAAGCCAAAGUCUGACUCGCUGCUGGCCAGCCAUGGGAAUACCUUCUUCAAGUUCAAGCAGGUGCAGCUUGGAGAUAAGAUGGACCUGGCCUCCUACCUGCUGAAACCUAUCCAGCGGAUGAGCAAAUACGCCCUGCUCCUGAAGGACCUGAUCAAGGAGUGCAGUGAGGCACAAGAGCAGGAGCUGGGCUACCUCCGUGCAGCUGAGGAGAUGGUGAAGUUUCAGCUCCGGCACGGAAAUGACCUGCUGGCCAUGGAUGCCAUCCGUGACUGUGAUGUGAACCUGAAGGAGCAGGGGCAGCUGGUGCGGCAGGAUGAGUUCACCAUCUGGCUGGGCCGUAGGAAAUGCCAGCGACACGUCUUCCUCUUUGAGGACCUGAUCCUGUUCAGCAAGCCCAAGAGGAUCGAGGGUGGCUUUGAUGUGUAUAUCUACAAGCGCUCCUUCAAGACUGCAGACAUCGGUCUGACGGAGAACUCUGGAGACAGUGGCCUGCGCUUUGAGAUCUGGUUCCGAAGGCGGAAGUCCAGUGACACCUACAUCCUCCAGGCCAGCUCAGCUGAGACUAAGCAGGCCUGGACCAGUGACAUUGCCAAGAUCCUGUGGCAGCAGGCAGCCCGCAAUAAAGAAAUCCGUAUGCAGGAGAUGGUCUCCAUGGGUGUGGGCAACAAGCCAUUCCUGGAUAUCAAACCCAGCGAGGCAGCUAUCAAUGACCGUGCUAUCGAUUACAUCAUGAAAGGAAGAGGCGCCAGGACCAGAGCAUCAAUUGCGGUGUCUCUGUUUGACCAUUCCAACCCAUACAAGAGGACACAAGCACAGCUCUCCGCUGGCAGCACCCCUGCUGCAUACAGCCCUUCCUCCUCUUCCCUGCUGGGGCCCCUCAAUCUCCACAUGUACCUGGACCAGGCUCUGCUGCCAGGCGUCCUGGCCCCCAGCCGCCCCUUUGACAUUGGCACCUGCAUCGAGGAAGACGAGCUGGAGCACGAGACGAGCAGCCAGCCAUCACUGACAACAGAGAGCUCGGAGUCAUCACACUGCAUGUCAGGCAGUGGCUCUAGUGGCUCCGACAGUGGCUGUGUCUCCAGCAUCCCACAAGAAAGCUUCUGUGAAGACGUGGGCUCACCCCCCUACAUGCCCCUAGGCCCACAACACAGCUCUGCGGUGGAGGAGAAACCCAGGUUCACAAACAGCCAGUACAUUUCUGCUAAAGCAGGCCAGGUCACCAUAAGUCCCUCGACAAUAGUGUGA
Messenger RNA from Haliaeetus leucocephalus (bald eagle), 4821 nucleotides. RefSeq names its product pleckstrin homology domain containing, family G (with RhoGef domain) member 4 (gene PLEKHG4). The record is from RefSeq and is a predicted model, not a curated record. Gene Ontology annotation, molecular function: guanyl-nucleotide exchange factor activity. Lineage: Eukaryota; Metazoa; Chordata; Aves; Accipitriformes; Accipitridae. The transcript is spliced from 23 exons. The coding region runs from base 1 to 4821 and encodes 1606 amino acids.